UAUUAGCUUGUUAGCUGUUUUUUUCUCAGUUUAGCGUGAUGCAAAACUUCAGAGUAAAAGGAAUUGUUUUGGGAAAACAGAUGUGAUGUUUAAAAAACCCAUUCGCUGUAGCUGCACAAGUCAUUUUUCUUACUGCCAGUCGACAUUCUCGUCGGUUUUCUACGAAGUGUGUCCCGCAGCAGGUAUCUGACCUCUCUUUGAUGAUGAUGAUGAUGAUGUAAGAUAUUCCUCUGAGGUUCUGGCCAGCACUUUCAGUUCUGAUCCAAAAUAUGUCAUCCAGGAGAAAAUCAGACAGCUUGUGUCACGUCUGGUCAAUAACAUCUAAACGUUGAGAGGAUUGGCUGAGUCCAGUACGCUUGGGUGGCACAGCAAAUCUAAUCAAAGUGUAAAAUGUAAAAGUCAAAGCUGGAGACAUGCUGGUGCCGCUCGAGCACGUUUCUCCGUCUACGCUGAUGACAUCAUCAAGAUGUAUCGUAGAGAAAGGUAAAAGGACGGAGCUGAGCUGCCCAGUCACACAAAACCACAAAGGAUCACGCACCUUCAAAGGUUUACAUGUCAUUUUGUUGUGUCUACUGCUUUACUUUGAAAAUACAAGUUAAAAUACCACUCUCUUCCUGUUUGGAAGGGAGCGUUCUGAGCUCAGACGCUGGCACCGUAGUCAGAUAACUCACAUGUGUGAAAACGAGCUGAGUUCUUGGUCUGUAGGGGAACUAGCGACAGAACCAUGAUGUCACUCCUUUGAAGCUAGACUCGUGUCGAUGACUCAAACCCAAACUGAAUUUACUACUGAAGCUCUUCAGUGACGAUCAAAGCCAAAUGAAAACGUACGGGUUCUUUUUCAGCUCUGACUCCCCACCGCCUGGGCCAUCCCUUCACCGAUACGAUGACCUCCAACGGUACCGAACCCUGGUUCCCCACCAACACCACAUGUUCCACGCUACCUGUAAUGGCCAGUCCAGCUAACAGGAGCAGCAUGGAGGCAUACCUUCAGAGACUGGCACAUUUAGAUGAAGGACUCUUUAAUGACUUCUAUGGCCUCUGGAUUGCACUAAUGGUCAUAAACUCCAUCAUCUUCCUGGUGGGCAUGGUGCUCAACGUAGUUGCACUCUACGUGUUUUGUUUCCGCACCAAGCAGAAGACCCCCUCGGUGAUCUACACCAUCAACCUGGCAGUGUCGGACCUCUUGGUGAACCUUUCUCUGCCCACUCGCAUCUUGCUCUACUACAUCGGGGGGGCUUGUCUCAUCUGCUCCCACAUGCACAUCUUCAGCUACUUUGUCAACAUGUACUGUAGCAUCUUGUUUCUAACCUGCGUGUGUGUCGAUCGAUACCUCGCCAUCGUGCAGGUUGAAGCGUCGCCGCGUUGGAGGAACUCGGGCGUGGCCAAGUGUGCUUGCGCUUGCGUCUGGCUGUUUGCCGUCGUUGUCACCUACUCCAUUCUCUCCACGGCUUUUCAGCAUACAGGCUGCUGCAUUUCAAAACUCCUCUUCCUCACCAUCACAGAGUUCUUCCUGCCCCUCGUAAUCAUCGUGGUCUUCACGCUGCGCAUCAUGUGGGCUCUGACCGACCGGCGCCUCAUGCAGCAGAGCAGGGAGAGGAGGAGGAGGGCUGUCCAACUUCUAACCACAGUGCUGGUCAUCUUUACUGUCUGCUUCACACCUUUUCAUAUCAGACAGGUGUUGGUGUACUUCUACCCCGACAUGCCUCAUCAUGUGAUCGUUUACCAUCUCACUGUCACUUUGAGCAGUUUGAACAGCUGCAUGGAUCCUGUUGUCUACUGCUUUGUUACAAAUAAUUUCAAAGCCACUAUGAGACAUCUUUUCCGCCGUGCAGAGCCGGAGCAGACCAGUGGUGACAUUGUCAGUAUGCAGCACAGCUCCAAGGCCUCAGGCGGGACGACGGCCAACGCCGUUACAAACAUUAAGAUUACAAUGACCAGGAUUCCCAGUGCACGGCUGACGGGCAACGUGGGGAGGAAUCACACUCUGUAAAUCUGCUCCUGCAAAGGGAGCCUGGCCUGGAAAGUUCCACAGACAACAGAACCAUCAGCUCAGGGUGGCCCAGUUACACUAAUACACUUUAAUAUGAGUUCCAACCCUUUAACAGCAAGCUGAGAGGAAAACGUCACGUCAACAGCGAAGCUCCAUCUUUACGUUAAGACAUGCUCAUCACUUGUUGAUCAGAGGCACCUGAAAUGCUAGCGUUAGCAUCAAAACGGAGCUUCUGGUCCUCAGUCUUUAGUUCACUAAUCGUCUUUUUUUGUCCAGCCCCAGGUUUGUGUAUAAAGACUUUAAGUGUACUGCUUUAAAAAUCUUUCAGAUAAGUAGCAAUAUAAAGGUUUGGACAAAAUGAGCAGAGGAUCUUAAAAAUACCAGAAUAUAGAGCAGCAGACGCAGUGAAGACAGAAUAAUAACAAAUAAUCUAGAUUACUUUGUCUUAUUAACUAAACCAUUACACAUAAAAUCACCAGAAAUGUUUUGCAGCCAUUAACCAGUCAUAUUCCUAGUUCUGUUGUCAAAAACUGUUUAACCUAAAAUGAGCCAUAAACGCUCAAAUUUGAUAGUUAAACAAUCAUCACUGGUGUCCCUCAUGGCUGUGUCCUCUGUCCACCGCUCUUGUCCCUUUAACUGUGCCUUCACUGACCCAGCACAGGAACUUCUGACGUUUGCAGAACUUUUGUUUUGGGUCACAUCUGAGUGUGGUAUUCACCUUUCUUGAAGAAAUACUCUCCUCGAUGUCUAAUGGCUUUAAUGACAAAGAUGAAGGAGCCCUGCGGCGACAUGAAUGAACAGAAGUUAGCGACAGCAUGAAGUAGCAGCAUGGGCUAAGCGCUAAAGCUAAGCAAUGCGAGAAAAUACAUAAACAAAUGCAGCGCGGCUUAGCAUGCUUACAUAGCUGACAGGCUGGAGGAGGGGAGGGCGUUGCAAGCCAUUUCUCAGUUCUCCAUCAGUGCUAUAAUAUUGUUCACAGACUUACACAGAACAUCAUGGGUCCCCAACACGUCCCUCCGUACUGUAUGUCAGAGUCAUUAACCCCAUUAAUCAGUACAUCACGAAUAAUGUGAUCAGAAUAGUCAACUGACUGCCCGCAUCCGCACACAGCGCCGUAGGCACUGGUUUCUGCCUUACCACGCACUGGGAUCCUGUUUCCCCCAGCGAGAGCAGCCAUCUACGGCGCUCAUCUACUGAACAGUCACAGGUGGGAGGGAGAUCUUAGGAGAAGCAAAGAGUACACUGACUCCUACAGGUUGAUGACUUUGCCUGGCUGAAGUCCACCAAUCCGAAGGCAGGGGGGUAGGUUGGGUUUUCACAGCAUCUGUCUGCAUUCCUUCGUGGGGGUU
Messenger RNA from Nothobranchius furzeri (turquoise killifish), 3339 nucleotides. Its product is annotated as G-protein coupled receptor 20-like. Gene Ontology annotation, cellular component: plasma membrane. Gene Ontology annotation, biological process: phospholipase C-activating G protein-coupled receptor signaling pathway; positive regulation of Rho protein signal transduction. Gene Ontology annotation, molecular function: G protein-coupled receptor activity. The record is from RefSeq and is a predicted model, not a curated record. NCBI's taxonomy places the organism in Eukaryota, Metazoa, Chordata, Actinopteri, Cyprinodontiformes, Nothobranchiidae.